This is a messenger RNA of Andrographis paniculata, 2176 nucleotides long. Its product is annotated as CDP-diacylglycerol--serine O-phosphatidyltransferase 1-like. The transcript is spliced from 13 exons. Bases 600 to 1883 code for a protein of 427 amino acids. The record is from RefSeq and is a predicted model, not a curated record. Gene Ontology annotation, biological process: phosphatidylserine biosynthetic process. Gene Ontology annotation, molecular function: L-serine-phosphatidylethanolamine phosphatidyltransferase activity. NCBI's taxonomy places the organism in Eukaryota, Viridiplantae, Streptophyta, Magnoliopsida, Lamiales, Acanthaceae.
UACUCCAAACCCUUUUCCCCAAAAUCCCCCUUUCCCUGUCUUGCACAAAUUUCAAAUCCCCCUUUCUCUCUCUAACCCCCCCAAUUAUAUAGAUACAGCAGAAUGUAUGUAUAUUUGACCGCCGUACCAUUUGAAUGCAUCAUCACCCACCGUCUUUGCCCCGUCUCCUGCCAUUGACGUGUGGAACGAACUUGAUUGAACCAACCACACAUUAUUAUUUCUCUUUCUACCAUUUCUAACUUUUUUUUUUUUUUUUUUCUUGAGGGAGAAGAGUCCUUUCCUUUGCUCGCUUUCAGGGGCUGCUGCAGACAGUUAUUGGGUUGGGACUAGUGAGGAGUGAGAGUUGUCUUUCAGUGGGGAAUCCCCAUUGUUGUUGUUCUUGUUGCUGUCGCCCUUUCUCUCUCUAUAUUUCUUUUUUUUUUGGUCUCAAAUCUCGUUAAUCCUCUGAUCUGACGGGCAAUUAAUACUUGUUUGCGGCCAAUCGAUCACUAAUUCGAAAUAACCCAACCCCCCCUUUCUUUGCCUUUUUUAUAUCUUCGUCGAUUGUGGAUGCCUGCCAUAUCUGAUUCAUAUUCGAAGCUUUGCUUAUAAACUUGGCUAUGGAGUUUAAUGUUCAUUGCCGAGCUCGAAGAAAUGGGCACGCCGCCUACCAAAAUGGGGACUUGAACUCGUCGAGAUGUGACGAUGAAAUUGAUCCAUGGACUGCUUGGGCUUACCGGCCUCGCACCAUUACAUUAUUACUUAUCGGCGCUUGCUUUCUUGUAUGGGCUAGCGGCGCGCUCGAUCCUGAACGGAGUUUGCAACAUGAUGUUGUAACCUCAGUGACGAGCAGGGGUGUUUGGGCGAUGAUUGCCGUGUUUCUUGCUUAUUGCUUAUUACAAGCCCCUUCGACGGUACUUAUUCGGCCACAUCCUGCAAUUUGGCGUCUCGUUCAUGGAAUGGCCGUUAUUUAUCUCGUCGCGUUAACUUUUUUGCUUUUUCAGAAGCGUGAUGAUGCACGGCAAUUUAUGAAAUUCUUGCACCCGGAUCUUGGCGUCGAGCUUCCUGAAAGAUCGUACGGCGCUGAUUGCCGAAUUUACACACCCGAAGAUCCCACAAGCAGGUUUAAGAAUGUUUAUGAAACACUUUUCGACGAGUUUGUUCUGGCUCAUAUUCUCGGGUGGUGGGGAAAAGCUAUAAUGAUCCGAAAUCAGCCACUUCUUUGGGUACUUUCCAUCGGAUUCGAAUUGAUGGAGUUUACCUUUCGACAUAUGUUGCCAAACUUCAACGAGUGCUGGUGGGACAGCAUCGUUCUUGAUGUAUUUAUCUGUAAUUGGUUUGGUAUUUGGUCGGGAAUGCGCACGGUUCGUUAUUUUGAUGGUAAGACGUACGAGUGGGUUGGGAUUAGCCGGCAGCCUAACAUCAUGGGCAAAGUGAAACGAACGUUGGGUCAGUUUACGCCGGCGAGGUGGGAUAGAGACGAGUGGCACCCGUUUCUUGGCCCGUUACGAUUUGUUCAAGUUUUGAGUCUUUGCAUAGCGUUCUUGACGGUUGAGCUCAACACAUUCUUUCUGAAGUUUUGUCUUUGGAUCCCGCCGCGGAAUCCCCUCAUAAUUUAUAGGCUCGUUUUGUGGUGGCUCAUCGCGAUACCAACGAUUCGCGAGUACAAUUCUUACUUGCAAAACAGAAAAUUGGUGAAAAAAGUCGGGGCAUUCUGUUGGCUUUCGCUCGCUAUCUGCAUUGUCGAGCUUCUAAUUUGCAUUAAGUUCGGACAUGGGCUUUUCCCGAACUCUAUGCCGAGAUGGCUGGUUGUGUUUUGGACAUCAGCUGCAAUCGGGCUCGUGGGAUUCUUGGGAGCGUGGUCGUGGCAACUACACCGAUCGAUGAAGAGAAAGCUACAAUAGGUUAAUUCGAUUCUUGUUUCGCGCAUCAUUUGGAUCUCUGCUAUUUAACAUGUUGUAGUGUAAAUAACCGGGAAUUCUUUCGUCGCUGUAAAUGUCGGCCUCGUCCUCGUAGGUUAGCGAUCUCACAUUUGUCGGUCUAGAGCCCGCGAUUCGUUCGUCGUAGCCUCCCAUUUUUGCAAGAAACUCUUGCAACUCAUUCCUUUUCAAUAGAUAUACAAAUUCAUUGUUUCUUGAAUUAUAAGCAUGUUUUUGGAUCCCAAAUUUCUUGAAUUAUAUUACUAGUACUAUUCCAA